Molecule: messenger RNA, 2160 nt
Organism: Bombina bombina (fire-bellied toad)
Lineage: Eukaryota; Metazoa; Chordata; Amphibia; Anura; Bombinatoridae
Gene: PLPPR4
Product: phospholipid phosphatase related 4
Exons: 7
Coding region: 1-2160 (719 amino acids)
Biological process (GO): phospholipid dephosphorylation; signal transduction; phospholipid metabolic process
Molecular function (GO): phosphatidate phosphatase activity
Source: RefSeq, a predicted model, not a curated record
AUGUCUGCAAAGGAAAGGCAAAAAAUGAGAGUCACAAAGGAUAGCGUCACAUUGCUACCAUGCUUUUAUUUUGUGGAGCUUCCCAUAUUGGCAUCAUCAGUAGUGAGUCUUUAUUUUCUGGAGCUGACAGACGUCUUCAAGCCGGUUCAUUCAGGAUUUAACUGCUAUGACAGAAGUUUAAGUAUGCCCUAUAUUGAGCCCACACAGGAGUCUAUCCCAUUCCUGAUGCUACUUUGUUUAUCAUUUGCAGGACCAGCUGCAACUAUAAUGGUAGGAGAAGGAAUCUUAUAUUGCUGCCUAUCAAAGAGGAAAAACGGAAUUGGGGCAGAGGCUAAUAUAAAUGCUGGAGGAUGCAACUUCAACUCUUUCUUAAGAAGAGCUGUCAGAUUUAUAGGGGUUCAUGUGUUUGGACUUUGCUCUACUGCACUUAUAACAGACAUUAUCCAGCUCUCAACCGGUUACCAGACCCCAUAUUUUCUGACAGUCUGCAAACCCAACUACACUUCUUUAAAUGUGUCCUGCAAAGAGAAUUCGUACGUUCUGGAGGAUAUUUGUUCUGGGUCUGAUCUUGCAAUAAUUAAUGCUGGAAGGAAAUCUUUCCCUUCUCAACAUGCCACGCUAGCAGCAUUUGCAGCUGUUUACAUUUCUAUGUACUUCAAUGCCACAUUAACAGACUCCUCAAAACUUCUCAAACCGUUGCUGGUAUUCUCCUUUAUAAUUUGUGGUAUUAUAUGUGGGCUUACCCGUAUAACUCAAUAUAAGAAUCAUCCCAUUGAUGUUUACAGUGGAUUUCUAUUAGGAGGAGGAAUUGCUAUUUAUCUGGGGCUUUAUGCUGUAGGAAACUUUCAGCCUAGUGAAGACAACAUUCCUCAGAAGCCACCACCUCCACUUAGAGAACCGCUAAGGUCUCUAACUGACAUCAGCCAAGAUACCAGCAGGAUAUUACCAGGGAAGAAUGGCAGUAGUAGUGAUGGAAUCUCCUCUCAUCACUCUGAAAGCAUCUUAAACAGAAAUCACAGGGAGUCUAGCUCACUCACAAAUAUUAAGAGAGCAAGUACCGAUGUAGAGGUUAUUACCCCCAGAAGUCCCAUGGAAAAUAUGGUUACAUUCAGCAACACUUUGCCAAGAGUACAUACACCUUCCUUAGAAGAUCCUGUAAGGAGAAAUGCAACCAUCCAUGCAUCUAUGGAUUCAGCACGUUCUAAGCAGCUUCUCUCUCAGUGGAAGACUAAAAAUGAAAAUCGAAAGUUAUCAUUACAGGUAAUUGAGACAGAGUCUGGACUUUCGCCACAAAGGAUAAUGGAAAUGAGAUCAAGUUCUGAACCUGUGAGGGUUGGUGUUAAUGGAGAUCAUAUUGGUCCAGGUAAUCCUUAUCUUAAAUUACAGCCUGGUAGUAUACCUGGCUGCAACAACACUGGUAUUCCAGGAGGGCCAAGGGUCUCUAUUCAGUCUCGACCUGGAUCUUCACAGUUAGUACAUAUUCCAGAAGAAACACAUGAAAAUAUAAUAAAUGCAUCUCCAAAAUGCAGUUCAGCUAGAUCCAAGUGGCUCAAGGUGGCUGAGAAAAGUGUUACGUGUCGAAGUAAUAGUCAACCUAGAAUCAUGCAAGUGAUCGCCAUGUCAAAGCAGCAAGGAAUGCUUCAAGGAAGUCCUAAAAGUUCAGAUGGAAGCACAGUUAGUUGUACUGGAUCCAUCAGAUACAAAGCACUUACAGAACAUGAGCCAACAAAUAUUGUGCGUAUUGAAGCUCAUCCUGAAAACAACAGGCCAAUAAUCCAGAUGCCAUUAGAAGGUGAAGGAAGUGGAUCAUGGAAAUGGAAAGCUCCUGAGAAAGGUACACUUCGCCAAGCUUAUGAGUUAAAUGAUCUGAACAGAGACUCUGAAAGCUGUGAAUCAUUAAAAGACACUUUUGGGACUAUUGAUAGGAAAAGAAGCAACAUAGAUAAUGACCAUCUUCUUCAUGGAAUAACAACAAUACGAGUGACACCUGUUGAAGGGAGUGAAAUUGGCUCAGAAACUUUAUCUAUUUCUUCAAGCCGCGACUCUACUCUUAGAAGAAAAGGCAACAUUAUAUUAAUCCCAGAACGAAGUAACAGCCCAGAGAGCACUCGAAAUAUCUUCUAUAAAGGAACAUCACCCACACGCACCUACAAAGAAUGA